AUGGACCAACCAAUCCCGAGAAGGAUGGCCAAUUUAUCUGCAGAGGGUGUUAAGGCUGUCCUUGAGCUACAGCAGAAAAAUGGUCGCCUGUCUCUAAGAGAUUUGCUGGGGUGGAGGAAGUUUGAUGAAAUUCAGGAAGUGCGGCAGAGCAUCCAACUCGAUGCCCAUUACCACAGCCUGGUGUUUGCUGCUGAGAAGGGCUUGUCCUGGCCAGCUGUAGCAGAAGUGGGAAAGUUGACAGGGGAGCUAUUGGAGGAAACCCAAGGUUUGCCCGUGCUACAGGCCAUCAGAAUCCUUCAAGAGAAACUGACUGCUUUUCGGGUGCAGCUCCCCUCUUUCCAGCAGGCUGCCAUGUAUGAUUACUUCUCAAACACAUUCCUCAAGCAUUAUUGGCUGUACCAGUUUGUGCUGACUCGGGAGAGAGACCACAAUCAGACAUUUGCCAUUCUUGAGGUCUGUGCUCCCCCCAGGCCCCCCCCUUUGACUGAAGGCAUAGAUAUUGAAACGUGGAAGUACCAGCAGCAGUUAGUUGCCCUCUGUGCAGCUGAAGAAGAAAAACGGGCCAGUGUAUUGCAUAUCCGAGAAACUUUACAUGCAGAGCGGGAAAAUCUGCUCAGAGAAGUGUACCGAAAGGUCAGAAGGCAAACACAGAGCCUUAACACAGAGACACUAAUAUCUCUAGUCAAUGAAGCAAUUAAAACCCAGAUCCAGAGUCUGCAUGAUAUUAUUCAGCAUGAGAUCCAGACGACCUUUGAAAUCUUGCAACUGAAGCUUCAGAAAAAGGCCUUGGUGCUCAAUCCACCUGUUCCUCACCCCCCUCCAUUCACUUCUGAGGAGCCAUCUAUAUGUGUUCACGGAGAGCAAGAAAACGACGUUAUUUUUCUUGAAGUAUAA
Messenger RNA from Python bivittatus (Burmese python), 894 nucleotides. It is a transcript of the gene CUNH8orf74, whose product is annotated as chromosome unknown C8orf74 homolog. The record is from RefSeq and is a predicted model, not a curated record. Lineage: Eukaryota; Metazoa; Chordata; Lepidosauria; Squamata; Pythonidae.